AUGUUUCUUUUAUCAAGUGCUGAUCUUCGGAGUGAUGAAGAAUCAGAAAGUGAUCCGGAAUUACAAGAACCACAGGUGAAACGACGACGGCUUCAGAAUAGUAAUAAGAAACGGAAGGAAUAUGAAGAAAGGGAUGAAUUAGGAAUAGGAAAUAACGACGAUAUUAUACCAUUCGCUGAAGAGGAAUACGAAAGCAUUGAUUGCAAGACAAUGCCACAAACUGAGUUUGUAUCAUUACGAUAAAUAUUCCGGAAAUGAUAUAAUACGGAAAACAAAACGAAUUCCAUGAAAUGUUGAACUUCCUUUAUAGCAUUAAAUUCAUUAAUUGUU
This is a messenger RNA of Loa loa (African eye worm), 330 nucleotides long. RefSeq lists its product as hypothetical. The transcript has 2 exons. The coding region runs from base 1 to 243 and encodes 80 amino acids. The record is from RefSeq and is a predicted model, not a curated record. Lineage: Eukaryota; Metazoa; Nematoda; Chromadorea; Rhabditida; Onchocercidae.